This is a messenger RNA of Sparassis crispa, 1890 nucleotides long. Its product is annotated as P-loop containing nucleoside triphosphate hydrolase protein. Gene Ontology annotation, molecular function: GTPase activity; GTP binding; translation elongation factor activity. The record is from RefSeq and is a predicted model, not a curated record. The transcript is spliced from 18 exons. Bases 1 to 1890 code for a protein of 629 amino acids. Gene Ontology annotation, biological process: translational elongation. Lineage: Eukaryota; Fungi; Basidiomycota; Agaricomycetes; Polyporales; Sparassidaceae.
AUGACCAGCUUACGGACAUUUCAGGACGAGAUCGAAGAUAUACGCUUACGCGAGGCUGCCAAACACCGAGUUCAGAACAUCGAAUCGCACAAGGACAAAGAUCACAAGAACCGAGUUCAGAACAUCGAAUCGCACAAAGACAAAGAUCAGAAGAAGCGCGCCGCCGCGAAGCCCGAGGUCCAUGAGGCCCGGGAGCAUGGGAGCGUUGGUGACGGAGGAAAGCAUACAGACUCCGAGGACUUGUCAGAGCUGGACAAACGGCUUCAGACUCUGCUCUUGUCUGGUGUAUCCUCAGACCUCGACCGAGCUCGCGACAUCAUAGCUUCCCUCUUGACACGAAAUAGAGGCGAAUAUAUCUUUCGAAUAGGUGCCCAAUCUCCACACAUUGCUCUAUUUGCAGGCCAACCACUGGAAGGCACUGAUGGCUGGCGGGGAACUCCACGCGCCUCGGAGGAGAUAGACAUCCUACGUGCACGAGUAUCACGACUGGUUGAUGAAGUUGGCGGUCAGAGCUCUGUGCUAUUUGAUACAAGAACAACUCAUCCCCGAGCAGCACUUCUCUUACGACUUCCUGCGCCGGACGUAUCCCUUACUCCCGAGGUUCGCUGCGCUGUGGUCGGGAACGUAGAUAGCGGGAAGUCUACAACAUUAGGUGUCCUCACCCGAGGUACAUUAGAUGAUGGAAGGGGACGAGCACGAGUCAGCUUAUUCAGGCACAAGCACGAGAUUGAGAGCGGGCGUACGUCCAGUGUCGGCAUGGAGAUUUUAGGUUUUGGACCUACUGGUGCUCCGAUUUUACCUAUCACUGCCCUUUCAAACGAUCCAGACGUCAUCCGGCGGGAGAAGAUGGGCUGGGAGGAGAUCUCAGUGCAGGCGGCAAAAAUCGUCUCAUUCAGUGACCUGGCAGGACACGAGCGAUAUCUCAAGACCACAUUAUAUGGCCUAACAUCUGGCGCUCCAUCCUGUGUUAUCCUGAUCGUUGGUGGUAAUGCUGGGCUCAUAGGCAUGUCGAAAGAGCACCUUGCGAUAGCCUUGGCUCUGAAUGUUCCCGUGGUGGUAUGUAUAACUAAGAUCGACAUGACGCCACCAAACGUGCUGGAGAAAACCAUCCAACAGGUGUCCAAGAUCAUGAAAAGCCCUGGAUGCCGAAAAACUCCGGUUUUUGUGAAGUCUUUCGAGACCGCUGUCGAAGUUUCUCAGGUCUUUGCUAAGGAGAGGAUCUGCCCAACGUUCCAAGUAUCUAAUGUCACAGGAGAAGGUCUGGACUACUUGCGUAUGUUCCUUAAUCUGCUGCCUUCCAGCGAAGGUGACAGCGAGCGAUUCCAGGCGGAUCAGCCAUUAGAGUACUCCAUCACUGAAGUAUGGUCUGUGCCGUAUGUUGGGACUGUCGUGGACGGUAUCUUGAAUAGUGGGAAAAUCAAAGCUGGCGAUGCUGUUCUCUUUGGACCGGAUUCUAACGGAAACUUCGAGAGCACUACCGUUAAGAGCAUACAGCGAAAAAGGGCUCCAGUCGUCAGCGCUGAAGCCGGACAGUGCGUCUCUCUGGCGCUGAAACGUGUGCGCAAAGCAGCUGUGCGUAAAGGCAUGGUACUUGUGCAUAAAUCGGACGCCCCGCCAAGAGCUGUGCGGAAAUUCGAAGGACAAGUCCUCAUCCUCUAUCACAAUACAACGUUGCAGAACAAUUAUCAGGCCAUGCUUCAUUGUGGUGCCGUGCGCCAAACUGUUCGAAUAGUAGGGAUGGACCAUCCGCAAGGGGUCCUACGCACCGGCGACCGCGCAACUGUGACCUUUGAGUUCAUCUCGCAACCAGAAUUCAUCAAGGAGGGGAUGAAGCUUCUAUUCAGAGAAGGGAAGACGAAGGGACUCGGUGUAAUAACACGAUUAUUGUGA